Tupaia belangeri chinensis (Chinese tree shrew) is the source of this 749-nucleotide messenger RNA. RefSeq names its product C-C motif chemokine 7. NCBI's taxonomy places the organism in Eukaryota, Metazoa, Chordata, Mammalia, Scandentia, Tupaiidae. The record is from RefSeq and is a predicted model, not a curated record. Gene Ontology annotation, molecular function: chemokine activity; CCR chemokine receptor binding. Gene Ontology annotation, biological process: positive regulation of cell migration; positive regulation of GTPase activity; eosinophil chemotaxis. The transcript is spliced from 3 exons. Gene Ontology annotation, cellular component: extracellular region. Bases 62 to 358 code for a protein of 98 amino acids.
GGCUGAGUCCAACCCAGAAGCUGCCUAAACUCCACUGACGCUGGAGCUCUCACCCUCUGACAUGAAGGUCUCUGCAGUGCUUCUGUGCCUGCUGCUCUCAGCAGCCACCUUCAGCCUCCAAGGGCUUGCCCAGCCAAAUGGGCUUAGUACCUCAACCUGCUGCUAUAAAUUCACUAACAAGAUGAUCCCUAAGCAGAGACUGGAAAGUUACAGAAGAAUCACCAGCAGCUAUUGUCCCCAGGAAGCUGUGAUCUUCAAGACCAAACUGGCCAGGAAUGUCUGUGCUGACCCCCAGCAGAAGUGGGUCCAAGACUCCAUUGCCUACCUGGACAAGAAAGCCCAAAAUCCAAAGCCUUGAACAUUCAUGCCUGAACUGAAGACAAGCCAAAACUUGAGGAACAAAUUAUUUAUAUCGCCUAUCUCUUCUGAGAUGUGUCCUUAUUUUAUUAUAGAUCUAAAGAAUAAUAUAAUAAUGUAAGUCAUAGUUGUUUUUAAAUAAUGGUUUUUAAAUACUCUUAAUAAUUUAAUUUGCCAUAGAUGUUGUUGGGCUUUAAAUGUAAAACCUUAACGUCAUCACGUUUCCUCAGUACCCUUCAAAAUUUCAGGGUGCUCCUCUGCUCUCUACCUCAAUACAGUAUGAUGAAAGUCCUUGUAAGAAUCAAUGCAAAGUUGUUGUCUUUUAUUAAUUUUGGAAGAUGGUGUCCCUAUGAAAUCAUUAUGUUGUGGAAUUAAAUAUUUUUUAUGUAUGA